This is a messenger RNA of Serinus canaria (Common canary), 3127 nucleotides long. It is a transcript of the gene CFI, whose product is annotated as complement factor I. The transcript has 12 exons. Gene Ontology annotation, molecular function: protein binding; serine-type endopeptidase activity. The coding region runs from base 151 to 1902 and encodes 583 amino acids. Gene Ontology annotation, cellular component: membrane. Gene Ontology annotation, biological process: proteolysis. The record is from RefSeq and is a predicted model, not a curated record. NCBI's taxonomy places the organism in Eukaryota, Metazoa, Chordata, Aves, Passeriformes, Fringillidae.
UAUCGGUUAAUAGUUGAGGAUCCUGUACUUUAUUUCUAAAUACGCUUGAAAAUGUUUUUCUAGUGGUUAAAAAUUAGCCCCAAAUCUAGCAGCUGACAUUCAAAGGAAUCCCAGCCAGAGGAAUUUGUCUAGGAAGGGAGACAAAAUUUCAUGAUGCGAAUGCUCCCAAUUUGCUUGGUUUUCCUGUGUCUCUUUUGUCUUUGUGGAUCAGAGGUUAAGCCUGCCCAGCCAGCUGAGCAAGACGGCUACCUCAUAGAAGAAUGCUUGACCUACCAAUACACCCACAAGUCCUGUAAGAAAGUUUUUUGUCACCCAUGGGAACGAUGUGUGGAGGGAAAAUGCCUGUGCAAGCUUCCCUACCAGUGCCCAAAGAAUGGCUCUGCAGUUUGUUCUACCGGUGGAAAGAACUUCCGUACUUACUGUCAGCUGAAGAGCUAUGAGUGCCAGCAACCCAAAGCAAAGUUUCUGCACAGGGGAACAUGCAAGCCUAAAGAAACAUUUUCAGUCUCUCUGGAUCAUGAAGAUUCAAGUUUGCUUCGAGUAAAACCUGUGAAUCAUAAGGAGGACAGUUUUGUGUGUGCUAGUGAAUGGACUAUGAAUGAAGCAAACGUGGCUUGCAGGCACCUUGGCUUUGAAUUAGGUGCUGAAUAUUACCAAGCCACUUCCAGCAUCACAGAAUCUGCAUUAAAUUCGUUAAACUGUCUGCAAAUAAGUUGCAGGGGCCUAGAGACAAGUCUUGCUGAAUGUCACAUAGAGAUGAAAUCAAGAGAUAGUAAUGAGGGACUGGUUAGCCUGCAGUGCCAUGAAAAUCUCAGAGUUUGUUCAGAUGGGGAGUUUCACUGUGUCAACAAGAAGUGCAUUUCUCUGAAUAAAACCUGUGAUGGGAUCAAUGACUGUGGAGACCUGAGUGAUGAACUGUGCUGUAGAGAGUGCAGAGAAAACAGUUUCCACUGCCGGUCAAACAUCUGUAUUCCAAAUAAGAGUGUCUGCAACAAAGAAAUUGACUGCCUCACAGGAGAGGAUGAAGCUGGAGUUACCUGUGCAGGCAAAGAAGAAGGUGCUGAAAAUGACAGUAUGGAUAAAGAAAGAAAAAGGAUAAAGACACUUCUUCCCCAAGUGCACUGUGGUGUUAGGAAUCACACAGUAACUCGACGGAAAAGAAUUGUAGGUGGAGAGAUUGCUGGAAAGGGUGAAUUUCCUUGGCAAGUGGCAAUUAAAGACACCAGCAAUGAAGGUUCCACAGUGUACUGUGGAGGGGUUUAUAUUGGUGGCUGUUGGGUUCUGACUGCUGCUCACUGUGUCAGGGCAAAUCGGGUCCAUCUCUACCUUGUCUGGGUUGGAAUGUUGAACACAAUAGCGUACGACAAAGAGACAAAUACUUUCAAACUAAACCAAGUGAUAAUUCAUGAAAAUUACAAUGCAUCAACAUAUGAAAAUGACAUUGCUCUGCUGGAGCUGAAAGGUUCUGGGCUCGGAGAAUGCUCCCUGGAAGACAACAGCAUACCUGCCUGUGUCCCCUGGUCAGAGUACAUGUUUAAGACUGGUGACAGAUGCAAGAUUUCUGGAUGGGGACUAGAGAAAGAUUACACAAAACAAUUUAUCCUCAAGUGGGGAAAUGUUAAUUUAUUUCACAAUUGUUCUGAAUUGUAUCCAGGACGAUUUUUAAAAAAAAUGGCAUGUGCAGGUACUUACGAUGGCUCCACGGACAGCUGUAAAGGGGAUUCAGGAGGCCCCCUGGUCUGCUUUGAUGCAGAAGACGUGGCCUACGUGUGGGGCAUUGUGAGCUGGGGUGAGAACUGUGGGGAGGCUGGCCACCCUGGUGUGUACACACAAGUUGCCAGCUAUUAUGACUGGAUUAGCCACCAUGUAUCAAGGGGUCUCAUUUCACGGUACAAUAUCUGAAACUCAGAAAAUUAAAUGCUUCCUUCAUAUCACCUAUGCAAAAAUAGUCCUUUUCCACACUCAGCUGACACAUAACUUAGCAACAAUCAAUACAAAUCUUCAAGAAAUGUAUUUUGAAAAUUCUUAACACUCUCUGAAUAUCACAUUUUAGCAGAGCCUGUGGGAAGAGAAUUUUACAGGCACAAGUCCACUGCAAAGGUCUCUAAUAAAAGCAGAUAUUAAAUUAUUUUUUCUCAUAAUAUUGGGUUUUUCCACUUUUCACAUUGCAUUUCAGUUGCUGUUGUUUAUUUAGCUAAAAGGGAUAAUGAUACUGCAAGCAGUGGUUGGAAAAUGACUGCACUGGCAAUAUGUGAACUUCACAGAAAGGACAGCAGCCAGCCUGUUUUAAAGAACUUACAUCAUCUCGAGGUCUAAGUCACCAGAAACCCUCAGCAGGCUGCCUGGUUUGGCACUUGAUUCCUUAGGCUUAUUGCAUAAGUAGACUUCAGCCCAUGUAUUAAUCAACAGAUUGGCUAAGACCAUGAGAUUUGUUGUAAUGCAACAAUUACUCAAAUAAUAAAUCUUGGUAGUUUUUGCAGCUACAAACUCAGACAAUUAAUAUCUAGUCAAUAUACAUCAUACGAUCAUCUAGCCUGGGGCAAUUUUUGUAGCUUUUAAGUUUUAUAAAUUUAACAGCAGCUGUUAAGAAACAACAAAGGAAUUUUAAAACUCAAACCUUCAACUUAAAUCAAAAGCAUCUUUACAUCUUAAGAUCUCUGUGUAUGUAUUUCUAUUUCAGGUAUCCAACAAACUCUCAACACCAAGUAGAGUUUUACACCAUUACAUACUCUAUGUGCAUCUGUAUUCUUACAGACAUACAUUUUAUAUAGCAAUAUAAAUAUAUAAAAAGACAAUACCUUAUACAUUUAAUUCUACAAAACCAUGUAGUACAUACAAAGUUAGACUUCUUGCUGUCAUAAAGAAAACAUCAGGCUAUACAUUAGACCUUCCCAUUCAUCAAGAGCUGUUCACAAAAAGUUUCCACAAAUUCUUUUUGAAGCAGUAGAAUUUGAUUUGUGGAUUGGUACCCUCAACACAAAGCUCACAUAGCUCUAGCCAGUUGUAUGAAAAUUAUCAAUAGCUUUAGAACAUUUUUCACUGUAUUCUAAUGACAAAUACUUUCAAUAUCCAUUUCACUUUAUUUCUCUAAAUUAUCCUGCUGAAUAAAUUGCAUAUGUUCACACAA